GGACGAGAGCCGCAGUGCACCCGAGUGCACAGAACGCACGCCCGUCCUCCUCCUGACGUACUGUACACGCCGCUGCUCGUGCUACUGCUCGCGCUACUGCUGCUCGCGCUCCAACCCAGGGUCUGCGCUCUGGAGACCCUCUGCGUGUGAAGGAAGAAGACCUGCAUACCUUGGAAUAAGAAAAAGAAAGGCUGAGAAGAAGAAGAAGAAGAAGAAAAAGAAGAAGAGGGAUUAGAAGAGAAUAGCGCUGAAUUAUCCUCAAGUGCAGAUUGUUCCCCCCUCCCUCCCUGUUUUUAAAGAGUCUCUAAAAGUGUCCCGCAGGGACUUAUAAGUAUUUCGCAACCCGUCCUGUCAUUAAUAUUUUUUUUUUUCCUGGGAAGGACGUCUUUUGCGCACGAGUCUGUGUGUGGCCUAGCUGUCGAUCAUGAAGUGGAACCUGUUUAAGAAGAAACCCGAGGCCAUGGUGGGCCCAGAACCCACCGGUACCGGCGCCGUGACCGUGCCCCCCACCGUCGCCGUCUCGACCGUGGCCGACAACUCCACCCAGGGGUCCGGCGGCAAGAACGACGUCUUCGAGGAGAUCAAGAGCAAGUUCCUGAACGAAAUCGACAAGAUCCCGCUCCCUUCGUGGGCGCUCAUCGCCAUCGCCGUGGUAGCGGCCCUCCUCAUCCUCACCUGCUGCUUCUGCAUCAUCAAGAAGUGCUUCUGCAAGAAGAAGAAGAACAAGAAAGGGAAGAAGGACAAGGGCGGCUUCAACAUGAAAAAUAUGAAGGGGGACGAGAAACUACAGGACGACGACGAUGACGACGACGCAGAGACGGGACAGACGGAGGAGGAGAAGGAGGAGGAAGAGGAGAAGGAGGCGGAGAAGCUGGGGAAGUUGCAGUUCUCUCUGGAUUACGACUUCCAGGAAGGCAAGUUGACGGUGGGCAUCCUGCAGGCCGCAGACCUCAUCUCCAUGGACACGGGCGGUACCUCUGACCCGUACGUCAAGGUGUUCAUCCUGCCCGACAAGAAGAAGAAGUUUGACACCAAGGUUCACAAGAAGACGCUGAAUCCAACGUUCAACGAAACCUUCAUCUUCAAGAUUCCAUAUCAAGAACUCGGCGGGAAAACCCUGGUGAUGUCCGUCUACGAUUUCGACCGCUUUUCCAAGCACGACAUCAUCGGCGAGGUGAAAAUUCCCAUGAACACUGUGGACUUGGGCCAGCCCAUUGAGGAAUGGAGGGAUCUGGAGAGUGUGGAAAAAGAGGAGCCGGAGAAGCUGGGAGACAUCUGCAUCUCCCUCCGCUACGUCCCCACGGCCGGCAAACUCACCAUCUGCAUCCUGGAGGCCAAGAACCUGAAAAAGAUGGACGUGGGCGGAUUGUCAGAUCCCUACGUGAAGAUCCACCUGCUCCAGAACGGCAAGCGGCUGAAGAAGAAGAAGACCACGGUGAAGAAGAACACGCUGAACCCUUACUACAACGAGUCCUUCAGCUUCGAGAUCCCCCUGGAGCAGAUGCAGAAAAUCCAAGCGGUGGUCACCGUGCUGGACUACGACAAAAUCGGGAAGAACGACGCCAUCGGCAAGAUCUUCGUGGGCAGCAAAGCGACGGGCACGGAGCUUCGGCACUGGUCCGACAUGCUGGCCAACCCCCGUCGCCCCAUCGCCCAGUGGCACCCGCUCAAACCCGAGGAGGAAGUGGACGCCACCUUGGCAGCUCUCGCUGGCAAGAAGUAACCCGUCCUCCGCGGCAAACUCUGAACCAACCAAGUACCACGUAUUGCAUGCCAUUCAUCGGACUGUCAACACUACAGACAUGGUCAGAUAAAAGAAAAACAUAAACUAACGUAGACACUUAGUAAUGACAAAGAUGUAUCACAGCUUUUUUUUAUUAUAUCAUAUUAUUUUGUAACUUCAUUUAUGAAAUGUACAGAGGAGUAUACAGUGAUCAGGAUGAGAUGGGUAUAUAUAUGUUCACCUACUUAUAGUUGAAAUUGCGCUUUCUGAGAAUGGCCAGUUUACAACCAUUGGUCUGUUGGAAUUGGGAGAAGGUUAACAAUGAAUAGUUAAAAAUGAAUUGCCGAAGGUGGGGUGAGAUACAAGGUGUAACUACAGUGAAGUAGUUUUCUCAAGUUAUAUUGUCGCUCCUCUUAAUUUACCAGUUCAGGGGCACGGUGUUAUUAUUUAGCUGUAGGGGUGUGAGAAUUCCAAAGACAUAACCAUCUCAAUUCCAUCGUAUUUCUUCUGGAAUUUAUUCUUCGUUUCCAACACUGAUGUUGUGCAGGAGACGGGAUGAAAGAAAAAGACAAAAUAUAGCCGAGUGUAUCUGUAUUCUCCCGGGUGACAACAUCAGACUUAUUUCUUCUUUUCACCCAGUGUCUUAAUCACAGAGGUUAUUUAUAUACAGAAACUAACAUUUAAAUGUGUCGCAUAGAUUUUUAAAAACGUAAAAAAAAGAGACCCUCCCCACCGUCUUCUUAAUUUUUGUUUUUAGCCUCGAAGUUACAAGCAGAAUAACUUUGAAUUCAAAAUGCAAUAUUUUUUUGGAGGGGAUUUAGACCAUUUUGUUGGAAUUACCCCUUUAGAGAGCUCCGAUCUCAUUUUCAUAGUGGUUAACUUCAGUGAAAUGAACCGGUCACGAAGCCAGUGGUGAUCAGGAUCUCAUUAAAAUGUCGGUUAUUUAUUUUUUAAUUUUUUAAAAAAAUUUCAGCUUUCCGGACAGUUCAUGUCCUCUUUUCUGACCCAUUGCCUCUGUUUGUUACUGUUCUGAUCAUUGUUUUAUUUUCCACAGUGUAUUCUUGAGCAAUAUUGCAAUGGCAUGCCCCGGUGACCAAUUUUAGUGUAUGGUGUUAGUGUAAUAGCGUUUCAUUUUUUAUAAAUAUAUUUUUUAUUGAAAGCGUGAUUGGUUUAGGAGCUCACCUCAUACAUGACUGAGCAUUUAAAAAGCGUGAUAUACUGUAUGUAAGCACAUAGCAUACAUAUACUCUAGAAGAUUUGGGGAUCAGCAGACAUUUGUGUGUGUUUUUUAUCUUUGAUUUUGCAUGUUAUUGGUGAAACAUAUCUUCCAAAUGAUAGGCCAAACAUAUCUCUGUCUUAUGGACAUAACCAUAAGAUGUCUGCCAAUGUUGCAUUUUUUUAUUUUUUUUAGACGUCCGUUCUACUGCCUGCAAAUCUUCCACUUGUGGUUGUGAUGCCUCCAAAUCAACUACAGGACCUGACCACUAAUUAAUGAAUUAUGGCAUUAAUUCAGAAAUAAUUUUACUUUGAUUUCAAAGCAAGGAAGUGCGAGAGGCAGUCCCUCGCUGGGCAAGUGGAAUUAGGACCAAGGAAUUCUUGUCCAUUGGUUCAGCCAUCACACACUUGCUGUUUCUGUUUCUUACUGUUGUUGUCUUUAAUUCUACUUAACAGUCUUGGAACAAGACAUUAAAAGCCCAAAUCUCUUUGUGUUAAUCAUUUUUAACACAAAGAACAUGACUCAUUCUUGGGGGAAAAUACAGACUUCAGAUCCCCAUGAAUUUGCCUUUGACGUGUAUACCAGUAAAAAUGCCUUUUGCCCUUUCUAUAGGUCCUUGACUAAAAAAUAAUUCUCAUUCAGGAAGCCCAAGUCUUACACUGCCAGUUUGAAGAUUUAUUUUUCAAGCGUUUUAUGUGAUUACAAUAUCAUUCCCACCAGUGCUCUUGUGUAGAUCUCGCUACAAGCCAAUAGCACAACAGAGCUUGCAUUAAGUUGCAAACAAACAACAGAGAAACAGUCAUGUCCUUAUUUUUGGAAUGACUGACUGACUGGGGCCAAAAACUUUCCCUCCAACACACGUUUCUGUGUGGCAUACAGAGCUGAUGCAUCCCACCCACGGAUAAUGAGUCAUUAGUUCAUGUUCACCAUUCAUAUCGUAUCAUUUUUAUUUGAUACAAUAGAAAAUAUGGACCGUGAGGAGUGAGUGGCACAGGCUUUUGGUUAACGGUUCAUCAGAUUCCUGAAUGCUCCCAUUUCUAUCUUUUUUUUUUAUAGUUUAAAUCCAAUUUUUAAUCCUUUUUCACAUUUUUAUAAAAACACAUGAAUCAUUUAACCAUUGUGUGAACCAUCAACCAUCAAUUACUGUACAGACCAGAGAAACACCCUUUACAAAAAAAAGUACAAUUUUACUUUUUUUAUGAAUAAGCUUAAAUAUUGUUUAAAUAUAUGUAAAAUCGAAUAUUUUUGAAGGUAUAUAUCCACUCCUAAUCCUGAACUUAUUUGGUGAAAAGGAGGAUGAUUUUUUUUUUCUUCCUGUGGAUACCAAACUGAUUUGUUCUCAUAUGAACAUGGUCUAUUUUGCCACUCUCUGUUACGUAAUGUGUCCCAGCCAGUUGCCAAGGUAACAAUAAGACACAGGUAGCCAGUUCUUACAACUGGUUAACAGUUCAAAACCGUGUUAUAUAGAUAAUCAAGACCAGGUUGUAAAUACGAUAAGUUGGAAGCUGGAAGGACUCUGUACUGUAGUUAUCUCAUGACUGUGAUAGACUAUUAUUACGGAUGGGUCCUUUUUGUAAAAUAGAAUAGGUGCAUUUUCUGUUCAUUUAAAUGAUCAAUUAAUACUGAAGGUGUCAGUACUUCAGUUUACACAUCAUUCUAGACUCAGAUGUCAAAGCAAAUACUGAAAGGAAACCUACAAAGAAACAAGCAAUCUCUCUCUCUCUCCUCUCUCUCAGUCUUUCUAUUCUCUCUCUCUCCCUCCUUCCCCCUCCCCGAUUAUAAAUAUGUACAUAGAUUUAAAAAAUUUGUUAAUAGUGCAUGUUUCUAUACAACAAUGUAAAUAGCCGCAUGAUUUAAGGAAGAUUAGAUAUAUUUGUCCAAGUGUGUGUCAUUUGCCAUUUUGAUAAUAAACGGGAGAAACAGUUAUUCUCCUAUUGUACAUUUCUAGUGCUUUUCAUGACUGGGGGUGAGACAGUGUGCAAAAAUACUCAUAUAUAAUAAUUAUAUGCAUACCUUGUCUUCACCUCUACUGUAGAGUGUCGUGUAAUUCUGUGAAUUCAUUUAGGGAUAUAUUGUAGCAUGUCUGCUAUAUUUUGUGAGAUUAGCUUUUUUUUUCCUGUUUGUUUUACAGUUUGCAAUGCAGACGAACAAACAACAACAACAACAGUAACACAAUGUCUGCUUAUACACAAGGGGUUCCAAGCUAAAACGCCAUUUAAGGGAUCUGUCUAUAAUCUUAUAUUUCCUAGAUUAAACUUCAAUGUGGUUUUUCCCCUCGCCCAAUCACAGAUCAUUCAUGCAUCAUUAUACACUGCAGAACUGACAUACUGUUGUAUUUAAGCCAAUACUGAUCAUUCGGAACAUGAAUUUGACUACUUCGGUUAUGAAAGUAAUGGUCAGUGAUUAUAGAUUUACUGUUUCAUAUAUAUAUAUAUGAUUGUGUUCUCUGGUGCUUUUUGCCAUAACCCAGAGUUCUUUUAAAAUCUUUCUGAAUGGAAUAUCUAGGUGCAGGUUUAGAACGUGAAAAAAGAAAAAUAACUUUUCACCCACCAAACUUGGAGCCCCUUUUGUAUAAUCUACAGAACUGGUAUUUUUUGUGGUCUUAUGGUACUGUAUAAAUUCUCUGUAUCUUCAGUUUCCUAUUGAAUGCUACAUGCCACGUUUAGCUUUUGACUAAACUCCAGGUGUGCAUAUACAGUAUUUAUGUGUAUACAGACUGUCGAUUAAUAUUUUAAAAAAUAAAGCCAUAAAAGUUUGAGCAGGGACAGCUCAGAGGUCAUACGUGUUGAAACGAGCUUAUUUAAAAUACGUUAUUAACUUAAUUAACUAACUUGUGAUUAACUAAAAACUGUAACAAUCAUUUUAGUAUGCCAGCCAUGGUGGUUGCUAUGGCAGCCUUUUGUUUUAUUUGUAUUGUAUCUCGGUACGCCACGUCAAGCAGAAUGCUUCAAUCAUGCCCUGUCAUUUCUUUCUCGUUUGAAUUUAUUUUUGUUCUUGCCAAGUUGCAUGCAAAGGGACAGAAAGAAGAGAAUGCGGCUCUGUGACACAAAGAGGGCAGUUGUAUGUGCAGAGUGCCAUUACAUAACUGCUGCAACAGGAAGGAUCUUCCACUGCUGCUGUCCUAUGCCUGACGGCAAAAUUUGGAAAUGCAAAAAUUUGAGGAGGUGGAGUGAAAUCUGUUAGCAUAACCAGUGAGGGGGCACAUUUUACUUUGUAAAGAACACGCAAAAAUUCUGAUUAUGAAAACCGACCACAGAAAGAGACCCUUCCUGUUUCCUGCAGUCUCUUGACUCAUUUUAAAUCAGUAAAUGGUUGUUCCUGGUGCUGUUCUGUGCGCAGAUUGAGCCCAGUGGUCACGUGCGAUAAUUUCAUUAUGUCAGCAUGUAAUGGACUGAUCAGGUGGCUGUCGGCACCUGCUGUCUGCAUCAGAAUUGAGUUUUGAAUGGGAGUCUGUUCGCUCGAUGUCCACGCGCGCGUUAAUACGAGACCUUAAUGACAUCACAAGCUGUUCCACCAGACGAUGGUAUGAAUGAGGGGGCGUGUCGUAUGUGUGUCCUGUCUCUAUGCAUGUAUGGAUGUAUACAUACGAUUUAUAAAGGGAUUGCUAGUGUGGUAGUGUGAUAACACAGAUUAUACUUAUUUUUAUUAGAUAAAAUAUAUACCUUAGGCCUCAGACGUUGAAAUUAGUUAAGCUAGAAAGAAAUAUUCUAAAAGUGAAAUAUCAGCAUGGUUUUUUAAUUUUUUUAUUUUUGAGCUAGCUUCUGCAUCCAAGUUUUUUUGACAAAAUUUUUUUUUUUAAAUUUAUUAUUAUUUUUUUUUACAUGCCAUCAUUCUUGUUUUCUGUUAAUCUCAAGCGUACUGCUCGUGGGUCCAAUCUGAUGUCUGUUUUGCUAGCCAUCGUUUCUGAUAAGAUACGCGUUUUUAAGUCUAUAUAUAGCUCGACUUUUGCUUUCAUCCUGUUACACUUUGUCAGCACAAAAUGUGGGAAUGCUCACAUUCGGGAACAUUAAGCGAAACAUUUGAGCUUUUUCUCUGCGUGAAUUAAAAGGCUCUGAAGAACUCUGUUUGCAGCCUCUUCGCUGUGUACCUUGCCGGUACAAUGUGCACACAAUAACGUCAGCCGCAGUCCGUCCGGCGUGCUGUGGACGGCCCUCCGUUGGAUUCGCACUGAAACGAUCCCUGGUUCUGCUAGAGCGAUCCCUGUUCAGAGCCUACUGCCAAAACGUGUCGAUUCCUCUCUUAAAAACGCUUAAAAAAGUCUUCCAUCUUUUCCAACAUCUUCUGUCGUCACUGUAGAAUAAAAUUCCAAAGAACUGUUUGCUUUCUCUUACUGUCUCCCUUUAGUAGUUUAAUCUCUCUCUCUUUCUCCGGUUCUAUCUCUCUCUCUUUCUCAGGUCCUUCACUUUAACACGAAGGGCAGUUCUGUUCCCUGUAGUUGAUUUGUCUUGUCUCCGUGUCGUUAUGUGUGUGUGUGUGUGCGUGUGUGUAUACCUGUCACUUGUACCUUGUGUGGACAGCAUGUUUUAACCCCAUGAGGGGUCACUUUGAAAAGUUCCUCUCACAGAAAGUCACCACCAGCUUCAUGGUAUUAAUGAACGUCACUGUACCAGACAUUCAGGGGAACCAAAUAUAUGUCAAAUAUAAAAAGUACAGAUUUAUCAUAAAUGUUAUCAACUAUUAAAACAAAAAUAAAGGCCUUUUAACUAC
Molecule: messenger RNA, 7646 nt
Organism: Anguilla rostrata (American eel)
Lineage: Eukaryota; Metazoa; Chordata; Actinopteri; Anguilliformes; Anguillidae
Product: synaptotagmin-2-like
Exons: 9
Coding region: 425-1723 (432 amino acids)
Biological process (GO): synaptic vesicle endocytosis; cellular response to calcium ion; calcium ion-regulated exocytosis of neurotransmitter
Cellular component (GO): synaptic vesicle membrane; dense core granule; exocytic vesicle
Molecular function (GO): clathrin binding; calcium ion binding; calcium-dependent phospholipid binding
Source: RefSeq, a predicted model, not a curated record